Molecule: messenger RNA, 3177 nt
Organism: Scophthalmus maximus (turbot)
Lineage: Eukaryota; Metazoa; Chordata; Actinopteri; Pleuronectiformes; Scophthalmidae
Gene: fitm1l
Product: fat storage inducing transmembrane protein 1, like
Exons: 2
Coding region: 1174-2016 (280 amino acids)
Biological process (GO): lipid droplet organization; lipid storage; phospholipid biosynthetic process
Cellular component (GO): endoplasmic reticulum membrane
Source: RefSeq, a predicted model, not a curated record
ACACACGCACACUGUGUGACACUACAUUAUACUAUCAGCUAAUUGUACAUCUAUGUGGACACUCUUAAUGCAUGACUUUUCUGUAACGUCAACACUGUUACCGCUGCUCAGCUCAUUUUCUGCCUCUGUCUCUGCCGACCGUGAAUUAACGUUGAAUUAAACGGAAACCCCGUGAAACACUUAUCCACGCCAAGGAGUCAGCGUCACUGGAGUAAUGUGACAACCUGCAGGUCCAGGAGACGUAUAUGACAAGGCGAGAACAGAAAUAGUAUUUUCGUGUGUGUGUGUGUGUGUGUGUGUGCGUGAGAGAGAGAGGGUGUCAGUGAUCGGGAGCAAAGGAGCUACAGUUACUUUGUUGAGCAGGCGACAUUUUUCUGAAGCUACAACUCUUUUAAGGUUAAUUCCACACAGCAGUGGCAAUAACAUUUCUGCAGAGGCGGCACAGCGGCAAUCACUGCACGACAAGAGGAAGGAAAGAGAAACUUGGGAACCUGCUGUACAAGGUCAGACAAGGGUGAUGAACUUGUGUCUCUGCAAGCGCAUGGAAACCAGAGCCCGGUGACUGUAACGAGGUCUGGAGAGCAGCGGCGCCGUUGACGACUUCGGUCAUGAGCGUGAAAGACUGGAAAACGCGGGGCUGCAAACAACUAGCAGGCUCAGUUUGGUGUAUGAAAUACUGAGUCCGCAGAAGUGCCCACUGGACUGAGUGAUUUCACGGUCGGCGUCCGCGAUGCGCAUGUUCUCUUGUAUUUCAGUCUGUGGAAUGCUGGAGGCCACCUGCCAUUCCAGUCACGCAGCUCGUGGCGGCUCACUGCAUCACACCGGAGGAUUUCAGAGGUUUUCCGACGACGUAGCCAGCAGCGUUGAAAUGCUGCAGGAUCUGGACUAACCCUCCAAAUCUUAAACAAAUAUGCAAUAGUUUGUGUAGCUCGAUCAACUCCAACUCCAACUCAAGUGAAGUUAUUUCAAUCAGCAGCAACAAUCCACAGCUACUAGUGCGUUGAGUGCAUUCUAGUCCGGAUUGCAGCUCUCUCACGUGAAACAGUGUAUGGCAUUGAGUCUGAGGUGGACUAUCCACUCUGACACAGUGCUGCCUGCGUUCAGAGGCCGGCGGCAGGCGAUUUUCAGAUUUUGAGAUCUCGCAUCCGGUCAGCGUUUUGGUUCUGGGUCCAGAUGUUCCUGAACACGGUGCUGGUGGUGCUGACGGACCUGGCGGCCCGGCUGCUGGGUAACACGGCGUUCCGGCAGCACUUCCACCUGCUGCUCUCUGCGGCGGUGAUGUUCGGCCCUGCGCUGAGCCUCUGGGUCUCCCAGCACAGUGUCUUUGCCAAGAGAAGCCACUUCCUCUACAGGGUGUUCCUGCGUUCUGGCUGGGGCUGGACCUGCGUCUUCGUCGGUUCCUUCGUCUUCCUCCUCUCCUUCUCCAUCCGCCGUUCCCUCGCCCUCUCCGUCCGUCACCUCUCCAGGCUCGGGGUGGCCGGCGGACUGUGGCUCGGUUUCUGCAAACUCCUGGACCAUCUGGAGAAUGCCACAGGAAGCUGCUACGAGCCCCUACUCGACAGUGGCCAGCCUCUGUUGGUGCUCCGAGAAGGGGCGAGCAGGUCUGAGUGCCUCAGAGCUGGGAUGCUGUGGAGAGGAUAUGAGGUUUCAGAGGAUGUCUUCCUUCUCUGUCUGUGCUGCCUGCUGCUGGCUGAGGAGACCGCCGUGUUCGGCCCUUAUCUAAGUUUGGGAGGGAUCUCAGAUGCUCCGCUGAGGAUCCUCUUCCUCUUCUGUGUUCUCCUGCUCGGGCUCUGGAUCUUUCUGCUGCUCUGUCUCCUUGCUUACUUCCCUCAGUUCCCCACCCAGCUGCUGGGGGGCGCUUUAGGCUGCCUGAGCUGGAGGGGACUGUACCAGGGCUGGUACCGCUUGGGACCCAACUGGUACUGUCCCGGGAGGCCUGGACUGGGACUGCUCAACACCAAGACCGGGAGUACUGAAGCUGAAGGCGCUCAACUGAGCCACGAUCACUGCAAUUAACUGAACAAAAGACCUUCAGAGAUCUCCACAUAGAUAACUCUGAUCAUUAGGUCGAGGUGUUUGUCCGGUGGCUAAUGAAGGCUCUGUUACCGACACAAAAUCUGUGAGAUUGUGUCUAUUGUCCCCAGUGAGAUAAGCAUUCAGCAAAUCGACUAAGGUGGUUUUUCAAUUGGAUGUGCAUCAAACAUGUUUUUCACUCAAAUAUUUGCCGAUUCUGCGCAUGCAUUUUUUGUCAUGAAGUGGCUUUUGACAGGAGUCUCCAACAAUACAGGUCGGCCGUGUGAGAGAAACCCACAGCUUAGUUUGCACAGCAGGGGGGAAAAAAAUCUGCAUCUGAAGUAAUCUGAUGGAUACUAGAUUUUCUAGUGGACAUCUAAAUGUCUAUAACAAUUAAAAGAUGAACUUAGAACUUGUCUAAUGAAGGAUUCAAAUUCUGUAAAGUCCAUCAAGAAGUUAGAUAAUGUGAAGCAUUCAUGUGUUUGUCUGUUAGUUUCUUACUUUGCACACAAACCAGCAUCGGAAAGCAUCAUGUCAAGACACUGGCUGAGGUCCCUUAACUUAAUAAUGGAUUCAGGUUUUCUUAGGGAAGAACCUGGGAAUGAGGGGAUGAAGAGUGCCCCCCUCCUCCGCAAGGCUGAGCCUAGAGGAGGGGAGCAGAGGACUAUGGGGGUCCAAUUAUUACUCAUUAGCAACGUGCAAGCAUGUGGAGGCUUCAUUGUGACGCCCCCCCCACCAGUACCUUAGCAGAUGCCAACGUGGGCCAACAGUCCAUAUACAGAGGGUCUGUUGGGCAGUGGUUGGUGAUCAUCCGGCAGAUGGCCGCCCACAACCGAGUCCGGUUCUGCUAGAGAUUUCUUCCUGUUUCUCCUCCACAGACGCCAAGUGCAUGCUCAUUGUGGGAACUGUUUUUCCUUCUUCUUCUGUUUAUUGUGGUCUCGACCUCACUAUGUCAAGAGCCAUGAGACAAUGUCUAAAUGUCUAAACUACAUCCCGUUCAGCUCAGUUAGCCACAGGCGGACUGACCAUACUUUGUUACAAUUGUCUGGACACAAUAGCAGGGGGUUUCCUCAAUGUAAAAAUCAGACAGACAAAAUAAUAAAAUCGAAGGGGUCUGAACACUUUGAAGUCAAUGUGAUGAAUAAAUACAGUACAAUACUUUAA